Molecule: messenger RNA, 9588 nt
Organism: Larimichthys crocea (large yellow croaker)
Lineage: Eukaryota; Metazoa; Chordata; Actinopteri; Sciaenidae
Gene: pigg
Product: phosphatidylinositol glycan anchor biosynthesis class G (EMM blood group)
Exons: 13
Coding region: 264-3170 (968 amino acids)
Biological process (GO): GPI anchor biosynthetic process
Cellular component (GO): endoplasmic reticulum membrane
Source: RefSeq, a predicted model, not a curated record
AAACGCGUAUCGGUGUAGUUUGACUCUCCGUGCUCCCCGUAGCUCCAUGCACUUGAUGCGGAAGCAGCAGUGAAUGGACUCCGAGCUGUUUGUUUGUUUAUCUUCAUCUUUAUUCUUCAUCACAGCCUCGGAUAUUUAUAAUACAUAUUUAUAACACAGUGUCGGUUCAUGGAGCAGGGACACAGGCUGGCUUUGUAACCCGUCGUCUGUCUGUGCUGGAUGUUAUGUCUGUCCUCUCUGUUUCUAAAUAACUUGAACUCAUCAUGAAGCUCCGCUCGUCCGUGUUCGCCUCCUUCAUUUUAACCCUGGAGGUGAUCGGCAUGGCUCUCUUCCUGCGGGGCUUCUUCCCCGCACCUGUCAAGUCUUCUCUCCCGUCAAAGAGCAAGCUGUCAGACCUCCCGCGGGAGCCGCUGUCAGGAGGCUCUCCCAACUCCUCCCGCCUCCCACAGCCUCUCUUCAACAGGGUGGUGAUCAUGUUGGUGGACGCCCUCCGGGAGGACUUCGUGUUCGGACCCAGUGGUCGCAUGUUCAUGCCCUACACCAGACAUGUGGUGGAAAGAGGCUCCUCCAGCAGCUUCGUGGCCAAGGCGAGACCACCGACUGUCACCAUGCCCAGGAUCAAGGCUCUUACCACUGGCAGUAUCCCAGGCUUCAUUGAUGUGGUAAUGAACCUGAAUUCUCCUGCACUGCUGGAAGACAACCUCAUUUGGCAGGCCAAAACAGCGGGGAAGAGGAUAGUCUUCUACGGAGAUGACACCUGGGUGCGCCUCUUCCCCAAACACUUCAUGGAGCACGACGGCACAACUUCUUUCUUCGUGUCCGACUACACUGAGGUUGACAACAACGUGACCCGUCACUUGGAUAGCACCCUUAAGAGAGACGACUGGGACAUUCUGAUCCUCCACUACCUCGGCCUCGACCACAUUGGUCACAUCAGCGGACCCCACAGUUCCCUCAUUCAGCCCAAGCUGCUGGAGAUGGACGACAUCCUGAAGAAGAUUCACAGCGCGCUCAUCUCGAAGGAGGCAGAGGGAUCCCUGCCCUACCUGCUGGUGCUGUGUGGAGACCACGGCAUGUCGGAGACCGGGAGCCACGGAGGCUCCUCGGAGCCAGAAGUCAAUACGCCUCUGGUGCUCAUAAGUCCGGCCUUUAAAAGAAAAGCGGGAAUGGAGAAGCCCGGGGUUGUAGAGCAAGUUGACCUGACUCCGACUCUGGCCCUUGGACUCGGCCUGCCCAUAUCUCAAAACAGCGUGGGUCGUGUCAUCCUGAGUGUUCUGGAGGAAACCUCGCUCCGAGACCAGCUGCGCUUCCUGCAUCUCAAUGGCCACCAGCUCAGCUGCCUGCUCAGAGACAGCACGCCCGGCUAUGAGAAAGAGGCGGGCUUCGAGCAGUUCCGCGUGGCAGAAAAGGCUCAUGGGACCUGGAUGAAGCUGUACCUGGAGGGUAACACCUCCGAGGUGCUGAGCAACAUGGGCAAAAAAGUCCUGAAGCAGUAUCUGGAAGCUUUGGCUGCCAUGAGCUCGGCCCUCAGCAAACAGCUGGGCAAAUACGACAUGUACUCCAUGAUCGCUGGCAUGGUGUUCGUGUUUCAGCUCUUGUUGGUCUUGCUGCUGGCGAUGCCUGAAGCCCUCAGCGGUGAAGCAGUAGUGGACAUCCCAGUCCUCUCAGCCCUGCUCUCCCUGCCUUUCUACCUCCUGUGCCUGCUGCUCGCCUCGGUGCACGUCCUGGUGUGCACGUCAACCGAGAGCUCCUGUUACUUCUGCAGCCUCUCCUGGGGUCUCGUGUUUGCCGCUGUCGCCUUCUCCUCUGCAGUGUUUUGUAUCCUGAUCUCCAUGGCAGCACGCCGACUCCCCCUGGGUCCCAAGAUUCACGGGAAGUCUCCUUUGAGGAGUGGUGGCAGUGAGUGGUCGCUGUCAGAGUUGGAUGUUUUGCUGCUGGCUGGCACGGUCGGACACACUCUGAGCUUGGCGUCGAGCAGCUUCGUAGAGGAAGAGCACCAAAUCUGGUACUUUCUGCUCAACACCCUCUGCCUCGCCGUCUUCCAGGACGUCUGCCGCAAGUACUUCAGAGAGAAGAGAAGCCCUGGAGAUGAAGAAGAGACUGUCCUCCCUUCCAAAGACUGUCAUUCCUCUGAUCACCCCAAGGCAGAGAUUUACCCAGAGAAGUGGCUUGCGUUAGCCACGCCGCCCUUCACUCUGGUCUGCUGUCGACUGCUGCGCUCCCUCAACCAGACGGGGGUGCAGUGGGCUCACAUUCCUGAUGUGGGACACUGGCUUAACAGCUCCGAACACAGGACCGUGCUCUCCCUGCUGGCUGCUUUCUGUCUGGUUCUCAUCUACCUCCUGGUUCAAAGGCGGUGCUCAUGGGUAUCCAAGGUUGCCCUCGCCCUUGGACUUGUGGGCGUCUACUGCUACCGGGCCGCUGUUGGCAAUGUCUCGUUUCCCUGGCAACGCUCGGGUCAAACUACAUCCAAGGGAACAGUGGAGGCCCGCUUUGUUUACGUCUUCAUUCUGGGCAUCCUCUUCACCGGCACCAAGGACCUUCUGCGAUCGCAGAUCAUCACAGCAGAUGCCAAGUUGAAGAGCAGGGGAUUAUGGGAGAUUUACAGUGGCUUGGUCUUGUUGGUUUCGCUGUUGCUUCGCGCUCACAACCUGCCGGUCCUCUGCUGCUGCCUGUUGAUCCAGACGCUCAUGGCUCAGUUCAUCUGGAAGAAGCUGCACUAUGACGCAGCACAAACCACCAUCAUGCAUUACUGGUUUGGUCAGGCCUUCUUUUACUUUCAGGGCAAUUCCAACAACAUUGCCACCGUCGACAUUUCAGUCGGCUUCGUUGGGCUGGAAAGUUACGUAGAAGCACCUGCCAUCUUCUUAACAGCCCUUAGCACUUACGCAGGGCCCCUGCUUUGGGCGUGUCACCUCGUCUGCCAUCUCAGCUCGCAGAGAGACCGGAGCCCGGUUGCAGUCGGCCAUGGCUGCUACUGUUUAGCCCUGCUGAGGUCUGUGCCAGCUGCAGCCUACAUUGUGUUGGUAACUGUUCUGCGGUACCAUCUCUUCAUAUGGAGCGUCUUUUCACCCAAAUUACUGUACGAGUCCAUGCACCUGCUGCUGACUGCAGGAAUCUGUCUCUUCUUCAACACAAUGGAGCAAAGCCACAGUUCCAGUAAGUCUUAGAAGAGCCAAAGACUCACAUCUCACCUUAAAGGAUUGUCUCUCUCUCUCUCCGCGGGGGUCCAACAUAGUCUCUAAGGGUUUCUAAGACUUUCAGACUGAUGCACACUACAACAUGCUUACCCUCUUUUUGUCUCUAGUCUCCUCAUCUGUUCAUAAUAUGUGAAUAUAUGCUUUAAAAAGGUGUGUUUGGUUUGCAAACAAACACUAAGAAUGCACUCCUGAUGUAUUUUUGAUCUAUUUAAAUACUUUGAUCUUUCUAUGGGAAAAUGUCUGCGGGUGAAUAAAAGUGAGAUGAUGUAAAGAUUUUUGAAAGAAUAACUUUUUACGUAAACAUUCUGUAUGUAACCUCAGGGACCGGUAUAGACAGCUGCUUGGACAACAAGGCAGAGUUUGAUGUUUGGGCUUCAUGUAUAAUUCAAUGACUUGGAGUGUAAACGCAGGAUGUCUGAGUGUUUAUGGAGCUGAACUCUUUUUUUGUUAGCAGCUUUAGCAUCGACCUCGCACCCUCGCAGGUGUUUUCAGUUAUUCCGAAGUCGAAUGUUGGGGUGAGCAACGCAAUGCUGGGAAUUACAGGUCAUCAAACUCAUCAGGCCGUUUUCACAGAAGACAUUUUGAUGUGUCACACGUGUGAGUAAUAAUAAUGAGUGAUUAGAUGACUUCAGUUUCAGGGUCCUGGUGUACGGUCGAAUAGUCAUAAAAGUUGCCUCCUAUGUCCUUUCCUAAACACACCUCCUCUCCUUCACACCUUUCCUUGACCUUGUGACGUUUUCCAAAGAUGUGAAGGAGAAUUCAUGAGGACGUCUGACUGCCCUUACGCUAAGCUACCUCGUUAUACAGCGGUGGAUGUUAUUGACGUGAUCUGUGGUGAAACUACAAAUUUCAGAAGAUGGACUACAAAAAUCACAUCCAAGAUACUUCCCCCCAUGUGCUCUUCCUGUGUUUUUCAUGGAGGACAACACGGCAAAAAAUAUGACUUCAUUAUUGCCGUCAGAAUUGAAAGAGAACGGUCGGUCGUGCUCACCCUCCUGUCUACUCAUAUAUAAUCAUAUUAUUAGCAAGUUAUGGCAAAAGAUGAAUGAUUAAUAAUCAACAGUAACUUGUGUAAUGAUGAUCUGCAGGACGCUGGACGUCACAGUUGGAGAAGGUUAGACACAAACAGCUCAUCAGAGUUUAUUUUAAAGCAGCACAGUGAGGACACAGAGCAGGUUUCAUAUCGUCUGUCUGCAGUCUGUACUGAACUACAGACCUGUAGAGUAACAUCAGACCUCAUGAUCAAUGUUUAUAUAUCACUUCAACACGUCUGUCUAGAUUCCUCCUCUCUCUGCUGCAGUCUGCAUCACACUGUUUUAAUAAAGUGAUGUUUUUUAAUGUCUGUGCAUCCAUUUUUUCUGGUUGCUGCCACACAAAGGGAAGCAUUGUAGCUCCUUUCCUUAACAUUUAAAGAAUUUAAACGGCUCUCUAUCAUGGCGCUAUGUAAAUAUUAGAUAGAUAAAUAGACUAUUCGACUGGACCCCUGAUGUCUUUCCAUCAUGACUUAACGAGACACUUGAAUAGAAACGAGAGUCAUCGUAAAUGUCAUUAGUAACGUUCGUGCUUUUCCCGCAGUGACAGGUCAAACUGUCUGCUGUGAGACAAAAGUUGUCCUGGUCUAACAAGUACAACAAAGACGGAGACCUCAAUUAAUUCAGUCUGUAGUCGCCCACACGGUCCUGAGGAGAGGUCUAAUCAGGCGACAGAAGUGAAAACACCUGUGUGGGUGUAACACGGAGGUGCAGUGGGGUGUUCAGUGUGGGAGUUUUUGAGACAUCUGUUUCUCUUCAGAACAUUUUCAGUAUGCUGAUAAGACGUUAUGUAACCUUUUUAUUUAUUCAUCUUUUUCUUUCCUCGCUCUCAAAAGUAGCUAUUUAACCCUCCACUUUUUGGGGACAUUUUGGAGACACAAAGCUGCUCUAGAUAUUUCCGUGGAUGCGAACACACCAACUGUUUCUACUGAUAUUACAGCGAGUGGGUUUUUAUCGGUUCAGGAUUUGGCAAACUGCAUCUUUUUAAGUGCAAGCAAACAAAAUACUCUUUUAGAUAUUUACAGAUAAGAUGAGCAGUUGUAGUUUAUUGUCUGUUUAAAUGCUUUGCUGGACCAUAGACUGUAUAUAAAGAUGGAUGACGUGUCGCCACUGAACAAAAAUGAAGCCAAAAUAUCCAUAAUUUGGAGCCAGAGUCUGCACAGUAGUGAUUGGGGUUGAAACUAUCGUAUCAAGGUCUCGUCCAUACACGAGCAGGGCUCAGCCAACAGCUUUUUAUAGCAUCAAACAGCUCAUUACAAUCAAAAAUGAUCAGAAAAACGAACAUUUGAGCACAUGAGUGUGAUAAGAACUAAUUAAAAUGACAGAAAAUAAAUAUUUGACAUGUACUGUUGAGCUUGGGCCCCACGUCCCAUAUCGGGGUCAGGUUACAGUGAUAGAUAGCAAUAGCGAAAGUCAACCUCGAUGAGCAAUGAGCGCAUGUCAGCGUAACCUCUUCAACUCAGCCACAGCGUUUAGCAGCACUCCAAUACAGAUGUUGUUGCGGGAUCCAGCUGUUUUAUAAUGCGAGAUGCUCAGCAGACCCGUAGAUCCCAACUUGAGUUUCAUCGUAGUAGGUGUAGCAGAACCGUUGACCGAAGUCGGAUGAGAUAAUGAAAAGGCUGAAAGGGUCGGCCAGAUGCUUGCUGGGAAGUUUCCAUAACACAUCAACACUUACAAUAAAUUCAUUCUCAUAUAAUUAAACUGAACAUGGCCUACAGCACCCUCUGACAUCUGUGAAGGUUCUCAGUCGUCCAGGGCAUCUUUCUUUGAGAAGGGUUAAAUCUGGGGUAACUUGGUUGUAGAUCCGUGUAGAUCUCAUCCAAGAAACUUCUUCAGUUCUGACUGACUGGUGGGGAAAUCCGAGUACAUAGCCUAGGGCGGGCUUUUUUGUUUCCACUUGGUUCAUUCAGCAACCUCUGUGGCUGGGAAGUGAAGCCUAUGUGGAAGUGUCAGAGACUGUAAACCCUCUAGUGACAGCUUGAGGCUGGUUACUGGACGAGUCAAUCUCCAUAAGUCCCCAUGUUCAAAUGUCCAACAGCAGAAAUAAACAUGUUUACAGCCUGGUACAAAAAACAGUUUUCGUCUCUGUAGCUAAUUUCCCCGUUCUGAACUGUAGAGAGUGAAUUUUGACACAACUCACCUGUUCAGAUUAUAUCAAGGCUUAAAGUUGUGCAUAAUUUACAGCAUGGCCACUUUGAUUGACACAAUGGUGCCAUUAUAGAUGGCUUGUUUGAACACCCAGGCUUCAUUCAAUCCCCCUCAGUUUUACUGAUGAUCCACGUCUCGAACCAACCAGUCAGUCCAGACAUCCAGAGUCAUAAACUGGUCAGAACCAAGAAAAGAAACAUUAUGGUACAUUAUCAUUUUUAGUUAUUUUCUUCAGCUUCAACUGAGAUGUUGUUAUUAAGUCAGUAGCAAUGUUGUCUUGGCAGUAUUUCCACUGAAUGUGAUGUAAACUGCAGACACACUGUUCUGAUUUCGGUCUAUGUAAAUAAUGUAGUAGUUAGUCAGUCCGGGUACGCUACAAAAGUUUAGAUAGUUGGUGGAAAAGUCUAAAAACUGAGCUCAGUGUUUUAAACAAUCAUUCAUCUGCCUCAAAGAGAAAUGAAGUACACUUCCCCCAUCGUUUUGUUUAUUUCCCACAUUGUUCAAUAGGAGAUACAGCUCCGAAUGAAAUGCCAAAAUAAUUUUCUUUGGAUGACCUUAAAGUUUUGCUGCAGGAACAUAAUUCCAUUUUUUUUACUCGCUCUCCUUGUCCGGCCGAAUCCUCCGGUAUAUACAUUACGAUCUGGAUGUACAAUUCAUAUAAUUUCCAGGGUCUGGCAGUGCACUGCAGACUCCUCCAACUUGUACUCAAUCUGUACCUUCGAUAUCACGGAGAAUACCACCAAAGUAAAGCCAGCAAGAAAGCUGGCAGUCAUCCAAACCAAUAAGAGUAUGGAGCCAAAAGAGCAAACAGUGUGCUGCUGUCCUCGUACUUAAGGGCCACACUUGAUUAUAAUAGUAUCUGACUGAUAGCUUGGACUCCAUUUUGAAAGUGAAAUGAUGAAACCCUCAUUAAACAUCUAGUGUGUCACAAACUCACAUGUUUGCUCACAUACUCUGGAUGCUCCCAGUGUCAGUAUGCAGCUCCGCCGUGUGUGAUUGCAGGACCGCAUUGCAAAGUAAGAGCAAAAAAAAAACUCUAUUCCAGCACUUAUUUUGUUGAGUAAUGGGAUUCUCUGAUGUCAAUGAACAGCUGUGACUACUUCAAAGCUCCUUUUCCCUGAUUAUAACCUGGCAGUUCUUACAUCAUUACCCUUUGAGAUUUGUCCAGAAAAAGAGCGACUUGAAAGAUUUAGUGUUAAAGCUACAGUGUGCAACUUUUCACCUCGGGGCAGAAGAGUGAAUCGUUCCCGCCCCAACACUUGUCACUCACCUUGAUGAGUUGUCUGCCCUGAAACAGCACGUUGCCCCGGGCUAAGAUCACUGACAACCCCCGAGCUGCCACAGGCAUCGGAGAAGCAGAUUCCAACCCGAGAAAAGGGGGUAAAAAAGAAAUGUGCUUCUGAAUACAUUUGGUCUGAUGCAAGACGAGCUUCACACUUUGUUUUUGCUGCUGUUGUUGUUGUUGCCGUGAAUCACCUUGACAGAGACAACCUCAACGCUGACUAAACCCACAGAAAAUGGAAAUGAAAUGUCCCGAGCGCCAUUGUGGAGUCAGACGAACAAGUGGAUUUACAUUUGAAAAAACACAGGGUCACUGACAUAGACACGCGCCGCAUACGGAUCACGGCGGGGUCAAGAUGGUUCGCGAUCACACGCGGGACACGUUUAGCUUCGAGGUGGCGAGGUUCAAAACUCGAGUUGACUGCAAACUGUUGUCAAGUGCCUUCUCCCGUCUUCAGCUGAAUCCAACGACAGACUUUAAACAAAGUCUGAUAGAAACGAAUCCGCAUAAGAUUCUCUCUGGUGUAACGGUCAUCAUAACAUCUCUGCAAACUGAUAAACUGGAGUCAUGUUAGCUGACACACAACAUAAAAACUAUGCUUUUUUUUAAAAAUCUUGUAUAAAUUUGUCCUAAUUGUAACUUUUAAAGUCAGUUUAGCAUAAUUUAAUUCUCAGUUGGAGAAAGAUUUUCAGUUCCGGGGGGAUAAAAAUGAAUGUUGUUGGUGUUUUUAUAUCGCUGGAGAUCAAUUAUGUUUCAAGAAGCAGCGUCUCUCUCUGCAUCUCAUCAGCUUAGCUUGCACGAAAAUGAAAACCACACGAAGUUCAAGAAACUCCUGAAGUACUUUGGAACAUCGAGUUUGAUAAUAUCAUUAUGGCGGUCAUUUUUUCUCCAUGCUGGCAGCAGAUUUACCACCGGCGGCCAGCUGCAGCGGGAUUUGUUUUUCUUUUGGUUCUCUGAUGAUGAAGUUUGUGUUUCCAUAAGGGGAAUUUGUCUUUUUUUUUUCUUUUUCUUUUCGUUGGUCCUGGUUAGCCAGGUGAGAGUAGUUCUUAUUUAUUCAACAGUCAUAACUAGAAAAACAGAAUAGCUGAACAGGUGGAAGUGUCUGGGUCUGGGUGUGAUGAAGAAAGUAAGUCUUGGUAAUAAUAAAGUAAUGUUUUUUUUUUUAAGUUGGUCUAUUUUUUCCCUUUUACUAAAACUCCAUGGGUCUUCAUGUAAAACCUGACUGCACCGGUGCAAGAAGAAGCCUCAAAGCAGCUUCUCACAAAUCUGAUGGGACGACACUUUCUGUGUGAAGUCACUCGCCUGUAUCCAAAUACCUACCGGCCCAUGAAAUGGAUCAGAAUAAUUGUACUCUACACAUGGUUGACAGCUUCUAAGCACGUGUUAGCAAUACUGUCAGACAUCACCUGUUUUUUUUUUUUGCAGCUGCCAUCUUGUGUGAUCCUUCAGUUGUCUGAAUUUUCUCAUUUCAGCUCUGAAAGAUGACGAUGUUUGAAUGUAGUUUAGAUUACUGGCAGAGUGAGGUACACAGCACAGCCUUCACUGGACUUCUUUACCUGCUGUCUGAACGUGAUAACAAACUCCUUUAACUCCUGCUCACUGUUGAAAUCUGUGUAUUUGCUCAUUCCGGUAACAUCCCACGUGUUUUUUUUUAUGUAGUUUGUGUUAAAUAUGUUCAUGCUCUUUGUGUGUUAAUUCAAAUUGGGCUGGGUGGUUUGUAACACUUUCUUCUUUGGUCUGACAGACUCAGAACAUUUAUUCUUUAAAAGAAGGAAAAGAAAAGAAAGAAAUGUGAUUUCCUUUUUUUUAUUUCUGAUUUCUGGAUCCGAGUUUUACCAUUUCCUCCAAAUCAUUUUUUUUUAAUCAAGACUCACUCUUGUGAUAUUUAUGUUCUUAAUAAUGAAAUAAAUAAUUUACUACACUGGAA